GGGAGGAGGGAAGACCGGAAGCCACGGUCUCGUCCCAUCCUUAAGAUUCACUCCCCGGGGCUGGGAGCGGAGACGGAGGAGCGAGGACAGGCUGAAUGUUGGCUCCUUAGUACCAGGGAGCGGCCGCUCGGGAGCCUCCUCCCCGGGCGCUCUCCGUACGCACUCGGCUCCUGCGCGCGCCGCCCCGGAGGACGACCCGGCCGCGCAGACCUCGUUGAGGACGCACUGCCCGCGGCGGGGACUGACCGGCGGUCCGAGGCCCGCACCACGCAGCCACCCCCACCCGCCUGCCCGCCUGUCCCUCCGGCCGCCGCCAUGUCCUCCUCCUCAUCCUCCCCCAGGGAGACGUACGAGGAGGAUCGGGAGUAUGAGAGCCAGGCCAAGCGCCUCAAGACCGAGGAGGGGGAGAUCGACUACUCGGCCGAGGAAGGCGAAAACCGCCGGGAAGCGACGCCCCGGGGCGGGGGCGAUGGCGGCGGCGGCGGCGGCCGGAGCUUCUCACAGCCGGAGGCAGGUGGAAGUCAUCAUAAAGUUUCUGUUUCACCUGUUGUCCAUGUUCGAGGACUCUGUGAAUCUGUGGUGGAAGCAGACCUUGUAGAGGCUCUGGAAAAAUUUGGGACAAUAUGCUAUGUGAUGAUGAUGCCAUUUAAACGACAGGCUCUAGUGGAAUUUGAGAACAUAGAUAGUGCCAAAGAAUGUGUGACGUUUGCUGCGGAUGAACCUGUGUACAUUGCUGGUCAACAGGCUUUUUUCAACUAUUCUACAAGCAAAAGGAUCACUCGGCCAGGAAAUACUGAUGAUCCAUCAGGAGGCAACAAAGUUCUUCUAUUAUCAAUCCAGAAUCCCCUUUAUCCAAUUACAGUGGAUGUUUUAUAUACUGUAUGCAACCCUGUUGGAAAAGUGCAACGUAUUGUUAUAUUCAAGAGAAAUGGGAUACAAGCAAUGGUUGAGUUUGAAUCCGUCCUUUGUGCCCAGAAAGCUAAAGCAGCACUCAAUGGAGCUGAUAUAUAUGCUGGAUGUUGCACACUAAAAAUCGAAUAUGCAAGGCCAACUCGUCUAAAUGUUAUUAGGAAUGACAAUGACAGUUGGGACUACACUAAACCAUAUUUGGGAAGACGAGAUAGAGGAAAGGGUCGCCAGAGACAAGCCAUUUUGGGAGAACACCCUUCUUCGUUUAGACAUGAUGGCUAUGGAUCGCACGGUCCGUUAUUGCCUUUACCAAGUCGUUACAGAAUGGGCUCUCGAGAUACACCUGAGCUUGUUGCGUAUCCAUUACCACAGGCUUCUUCCUCCUACAUGCAUGGAGGAAAUCCCUCUGGUUCCGUUGUAAUGGUUAGUGGAUUACAUCCACUAAAAAUGAAUUGUUCAAGAGUCUUCAACCUAUUUUGCUUAUAUGGAAAUAUUGAAAAGGUAAAAUUUAUGAAGACCAUUCCUGGUACAGCGCUGGUAGAAAUGGGUGAUGAAUAUGCUGUAGAAAGAGCAGUCACACACCUUAACAAUGUCAAAUUAUUUGGGAAAAGACUUAAUGUUUGUGUGUCUAAACAACAUUCAGUUGUUCCAAGUCAAAUCUUUGAGCUGGAGGAUGGUACAAGUAGCUACAAGGAUUUUGCCAUGAGCAAAAAUAAUCGCUUUACCAGUGCUGGCCAAGCAUCUAAGAACAUAAUCCAGCCCCCCUCGUGUGUGCUGCAUUAUUACAACGUUCCGCUGUGCGUCACAGAAGAGACCUUCACAAAGUUGUGUAAUGACCAUGAAGUUCUUACAUUCAUCAAAUAUAAAGUGUUUGAUGCGAAACCUUCUGCCAAAACGCUUUCUGGGCUGCUAGAAUGGGAAUGCAAAACUGAUGCAGUAGAAGCCCUUACAGCACUUAAUCACUACCAGAUAAGAGUUCCAAAUGGUUCCAACCCCUACACCUUGAAGCUUUGCUUUUCUACAUCAUCCCAUUUAUAAGAAGAGAACAGCAUGUUAGAAUUUAUGUUCGCCUUUAUUACAAUUUUAAAGCUAUACUUCAUUUAAAAAAUCUUAAAUGGUUGAUCUAAUGUUGCCUUGCUUACUUUGACUUAAGAUCCUGUUCUGUAAUAAACAAAUAUUUUGCCUUGAGUAAAUUUGUUGUAAACUUACAUAUUGAAUUGUUUUCAUUUUAAAAUAGAAUGUCAUAAUGUAGACUAUCUACAGCUUCCUUGUAGAUCACUCAAAUAUAUCAUUUCUAAUCUUAUUUUUCUUCUUCCACAGUGAAAAUAUAUUUGCAUUCUUAAUGCUAAUUAUCUGCAAGUAUUUUUCCAUUGUGUGUGAGAUUAAUGCAGGUGAAAGUAUUGCAUUUUAAUAUUAUAGAAUUCCUAUUAUAUGUUUAGAUGUUUAAGUAUGUUGCAGUUAUUCAUAAUAAACAUAACUUGUAUUUAUUAAGUAUUUUAAUCAAGUUUGAGAAUAACAUUACACUUAAAAUAAAUUUUAAGUACUACAGAUUAAGCUGAUUUUAUAUUUCUGAAAGACUACCAGACAUGGAUACACUUGUACAGUAUGCACUCAAACUUAUUUAAAUUGGUGUAUUUUUUUUAAGUCAUUGUCCAUUUGUAUUGACAUGCCUCUGUUUCUAGUUCCAGUUUGGAAAUUUUAUAAAAUUACAACAAUGACUUAAUGUGUUCAUCUUUAUUGGUUGCAUGUGACUUGAUCUUGAAAACAUGUCUAGUAUUUGGCAUUGAGAUUUUAAUAGACAUUAUGAUUAACAAUUUCUCUUCUAGAUAAUCUGAGAUCCAUGGAUGGGCUUUAGGGAGUCUGUGAACCCCCUAAAAUUGUAUGUAGAAUUUUGGGUACUUGCAUUUUUAUUUUUUACUCUUGAAUCCAUCAGUAAUAUAUGUAUUUUUCUAUAUGGUGCAAGGUAUAAGGAUCUAAUUUUAUUUUUAUUCCAAACAGAUAGCUAUUUGUUUCAACACCAUUUAUUAAACAUUCUUUCUCCCAGUGGAUCUGUUUUUUUUCUUUUAUUUGGAAAAUAAUAUAUCUCAUAC
Molecule: messenger RNA, 2999 nt
Organism: Pteronotus mesoamericanus
Lineage: Eukaryota; Metazoa; Chordata; Mammalia; Chiroptera; Mormoopidae
Gene: HNRNPLL
Product: heterogeneous nuclear ribonucleoprotein L like
Exons: 13
Coding region: 316-1947 (543 amino acids)
Biological process (GO): mRNA processing; regulation of RNA splicing
Cellular component (GO): nucleus
Molecular function (GO): mRNA binding
Source: RefSeq, a predicted model, not a curated record